Molecule: messenger RNA, 1844 nt
Organism: Drosophila ananassae
Lineage: Eukaryota; Metazoa; Arthropoda; Insecta; Diptera; Drosophilidae
Product: solute carrier family 25 member 40
Exons: 5
Coding region: 293-1438 (381 amino acids)
Biological process (GO): mitochondrial transmembrane transport
Source: RefSeq, a predicted model, not a curated record
GAGUGUCUUUGCGAUACAAGAAUAGUCGCGAUAGUUUCCCAUCUCUGUUCGUGUCACGGGCCAAGGGCUCGCCACAUCUAGAACAGCUGAUCGCUGGUCAAUAGUAGCGGCAACGGAAUAGGUGUUUUUUUUUGGAUCUGGAGACUAUUUCACAAUGAUCGGGCGGCUUGCCUAAUUGCACCUAUUCGACUAAAGCCUCACAACUGGAAAGCAAUUUAUCACAUAUCGCCGCUUUCCACAGCUUACCGAGGCUCCCACUGACACGUGCUCCGGCAAGAGUAACUGCGCUACUAUGGCCGAGAAUCAGCGUCCGGGCCAGGCCAAGGCCACGAUGACGGACCCCCGGUUUCGCAUCCGACCCUUACAGCAAGUGGCGUCCGCCUGUUCCGGUGCCAUGAUGACAGCCUGCUUCAUGACACCGCUGGACGUCAUCAAGACACGAAUGCAAGCACAGCAGCAGGCUCUGCUUUCAAACAAGUGCUUUCUAUAUUGUAACGGCCUCAUGGAUCACAUUUGUCCAUGCGGGCCGGACACACCCACUCCCGCUCGCUCAAAACCAGCUCCCCGCUUUUCUGGCACAAUUGAUGCAUUCAUUAAGAUCAGCCGUACCGAAGGCCUCGGAUCCCUCUGGUCUGGGCUGAGUCCGACGCUCAUCUCGGCGCUACCAUCCACCAUCAUAUACUUUGUGGCCUACGAGCAGUUCAAGGCCCGCUUCACAGACUUCCACUACAAGUACCUCAGUCAUCUAGACGCAGUUCGCCUGGAGACCGCGUCCGACAUUCCACUCCCGAUACCGAUGCUAGUUCCUAUGCUAGCGGGAGUUACCGCCCGCAUCCUGGCCGUGACUUGUGUCAGUCCCGUCGAGCUGAUCCGCACCAAGAUGCAGUCACAGCGCAUGACGCACGCCGAGAUGUUCGGCACUAUCCGCCAGGUGGUGCAAUCCCAGGGAAUUUUGGGUCUGUGGCGCGGCUUACCGCCAACAAUACUGCGCGACGUGCCCUUCUCUGGUAUCUACUGGACUUGCUACGAGUUCCUCAAGAGUACUUUCAACGUGGUGGAACCGACGUUCGGAUUCAGCUUUGCAGCGGGAGCUAUUUCUGGAUCGAUGGCCGCGACUAUUACCACACCAUUUGACGUUGUCAAAACUCACGAACAGAUUGAGUUUGGCGAGAAAUUCAUAUUCUCAGAUAAUCCUCCCAAGCAAGUGGCCACCCAAUCGGCGACGGCGCGCCUGGCCAGCAUUUACCGACUGGGCGGUGUUCCUGCUAUCUUUGCCGGACUGGGCCCUCGACUGUUCAAGGUGGCGCCCGCUUGCGCUAUCAUGAUUUCAUCGUUCGAGUACGGGAAAUCAUUCUUUUAUCACUACAAUAUCGACCAGCACAACCGACACAAUCCCACGGCCCAGGUGGGAACGGGAAUUCGCCCAAAAUUCGACUAGAGCCCGUGUCGUUAUCCACGUGAAUCGAUGUAAAUAUUGUAAAUUAAUGCCAAAGUAGCCAGGAAAUCGAAGGGCAGGCAUACUCGGCCUGGUUUUGGCGGCUCCGUCGCCAUUGUUAAAUUGUAUAGUGAAUAUAAAUUACUUGUUUUUCUCAGUUUGGAAACGGUAGUCCAACAAUCUGAUCAAUCCCCACCAAGAUUCCUCUAAAUUUCGGCAUUAAAUCAAGAAGAGGCUGGUACUGACAGUGCAUCAAUUAAUUUCCCGAUUUCAGAAUCAUGGCGGAACAGUCCCGGUAUCCCAUAUUCGCACAUAAAAAAUAACACUUUUGGUUACAAAAAUGUUACAAAAAUCUUUGUUAAAUAUGUUUCAAAAAUAUGAGAAAAAUACAUUUUUUUUAAAACACAAA